This is a messenger RNA of Cajanus cajan (pigeon pea), 1553 nucleotides long. NCBI's taxonomy places the organism in Eukaryota, Viridiplantae, Streptophyta, Magnoliopsida, Fabales, Fabaceae. The record is from RefSeq and is a predicted model, not a curated record.
AUGGGUUAACUAAAGUAUUUAACCAUUUUAUUACACUGAUCAGUGGUCAACGCUCGCAAUCUCUCCGUUGUUUUCUAAUUCUAAGCGAAACCGUUGUUGGAAACUUGAAUCGAUUGGGAUCCUGGUCUCAAUUCUUAUUCGGAUUUCAUAGCCAUGUUCAACAACUAUUGUAGUAGUACCAUGUUGUUCACAGGACCCUCUUCACUGUUUUUCCGCCCCAUUACCACCACUUCCAACAACAGGAACACAUACUGGAAGCCUACACAAGUAGCUUCAAGAAAUGAUUUUCGCCUCCCAAUGACUAGCUCAGCGGUAAAGAAUAGGACAUCAAUUGAGGACAUAAAGAGUCUGCGAUUGAUAACUGCGGUUAAAACUCCAUACCUACCUAAUGGCCAAUUUGAUCUUGAUGCAUAUGAUAACUUGGUGAAUAUGCAAAUUGCACAUGGCAUUGAAGGCAUUCUUGUUGCUGGUUCAACUGGUGAAGGCCAACUAAUGACCUGGGAUGAUCAAAUAAUGCUAAUUGCUCACACAGUUAACUGUUUUGGUGACAAAGUUAAGAUUAUUGGUAAUGCAGGAAGCAACUGCACAUCAGAGGCAAUUAAGGCCACUGAAAGGGGUUUUGCUGUUGGAAUGAAUGCUGCACUUCACAUAAACCCUUACUAUGGCAAAACCUCAUUGGAUGGUUUGGUUGCUCACUACAAUAGUGUGCUUUCCAUUGGCCCCAUCAUCAUAUACAAUAUACCAACAAGGACUAAUCAAGAUAUUCCUCCUAGUGUAGUUAGAAUCUUGGCUCAAAGUCCUAACUUGGUCGGUGUGAAGGAGUGUGUGGGGAAUGACAGGAUCAAAGAGUACACAAGUGAAGGAAUUGUUGUGUGGACAGGAAUUGAUAAAAUGAGCCAUGAUGCUAGAUGGUGUUGUGGGGCUGUUGGUGUUCAAUCUGUUGCUGCCAACUUGGUUCCUGGUUUAAUGAGAGAGCUCAUGUUUGAGGGCAAGAAUGUUGCUCUGAAUUCAAAGGUGAUUCCUCUGUUUGAUUGGCUUUCUCAAGAGCCUUCGCCUAUUGCUUUGAACACUGCUCUUGCUCAACUUGGAGUCAUCAAACCAGUUUUCAGGCUACCCCAUGUGCCACUCCCUGUGGACAAAAGGAUAGAGUUUGUCAAUUUGGUGGAGCAAAUGGGACGAGAGCAUUUUGUUGGAGAAAAAGAUGUUCAAGUUCUUGAUGAUGAUGACUUUAUCAUAGUUGGUCGAUAUUAUACUUAUUAGUGUGGAUUAGCUUCUUGAAUUCUUAUUUUAAGUUACACUUACUGUUGUCUUUUGAAGUUGAAAAGCCAGAUUAUGUACCAAAGAGUCAGUUCAAGUAAAAGCAAAAUAAGAUUUGGUUUUGGUUUCUCUUCGGUCACUAUUUGUAGUGGGAAACUGGUUCAAAAUUCCAUCAGCUUAUGGAUUUUGUUUGAACCUUGUUUGAAUAUUGGCAAUAAUGUACUAUUUAGACACAAACACUAGUGUAAGUAUGUUUGGAUAUAAACUUAUAAACACUUUUGUUAGUUUUUUUUUAU